Rosa rugosa (rugosa rose) is the source of this 585-nucleotide messenger RNA. RefSeq lists its product as uncharacterized. The record is from RefSeq and is a predicted model, not a curated record. The coding region runs from base 1 to 573 and encodes 190 amino acids. Lineage: Eukaryota; Viridiplantae; Streptophyta; Magnoliopsida; Rosales; Rosaceae. The transcript is spliced from 3 exons.
AUGGUCAAACCUGGAGGUGUGCCCUCUAAAAUUAGGGAAAGUACAAGGUUUUACCCUUAUUUUAAGGAUUGCAUUGGUGCUAUUGAUGGAACUCACAUUCCAACCAUGGUAAAAGGUCGAGAAGUAAGCAGCUAUCGUAACCGUCAUGGUAUUCAAUCUCAAAAUGUUUUGGCUGCUUGCAAUUUCGAUUUGGAAUUCAUAUACGUGCUUAGUGGGUGGGAAGGUUUGGCACAUGAUUCAAAAUUGCUAAAUGAUGCCUUAUCAAGAAGAAAUGGAAUUGAAGUGCCUCAAGAAGAUGAUCAGUCUUCAUCAUAUCUAGACAUGGAAGAUGAAAAUCUUGAACUACUUUCUCAAAGCCAACAACAACAAAGAGCGGAAGCUAAUGCUUGGAGAAUUAGCAUUGCUGAUGCUAUGUGGAAUGAUAGGCCGUGGAAUGAUGACAAUGGAAAUCAAGAGGAUAACAAUGAGGAUCAAGACAAUGACAAUGAGAAUAAUGAGGAACACAUAAAUGAUGAGAAUCAGGAGGUUUACGAUGAUAAUGAGGUUGGAAUGGAGGAGUAUGCAUCAUUCUAAUGUACUUCUAUA